AUGGAGUCACCGUUUGUUCGUAAUUACUCACAUCCAGCCUUCCGCGGUCGGAAUAUCAUUAUGGAAGGAUUAUUUGUUAAAGCAGAUAAAAAAUUUCUUGUUUGUUUGAAUAAGACUCAUUUGUUAUAUCGAAACAUUGAACAGGGUACAGGAACUAUUGCAUUUGAAGAUAUCCUAUCAGUGAAAUAUAACGACACCAGUUUCACUGUCAUGUAUGCCGUGAAGACCGUAUCUAAGAAACUAGUGCAAGAAAAUAUAACAUUCUAUGGUAGUGAAAGUAAAAAUAUUGGUCAGAAAAUUCAAGAAUAUAUUGACAAUAACAAUAGAAGACCUAAACAAUUAUUGGUGUUUAUAAACCCUAACAGUGGUAAGAGACGAGCCGUUAAGGUCUACUAUAGAAAAGUCAAACCAAUAUUUGAUAUGUGUGGUAUUCAGUCAAAUGCUAUAGUAACCAAAAAACCUGGUGAGGCCAAAGAAAUUUUACAGAAGUACGAUCUAUCUUUAGUUAACGGAAUUAUAACUGUCGGAGGGGAUGGUCUAUAUUGUGAGUGCAUGACUGGAUUAGUACUCAGAGCCCAGUCAGAUGCAGGCAUCAAGUACGACUCGCCUGAGGCUAAGAUUGUCGCAUCUGCCAUACCCAUUGGUAUAAUUCCGGCAGGGUCUGGUGAUUACAUAGUACAAUAUUUACAUGGUACCAGAGAUGUUAAGACGGCUGCUUUACAUGUUAUACUAGGUCAAAGAACGGAUGCUAAUGUUGUUGGAGUCCACCAGGGUGGAAAGUUAAUGGCGUAUUCUGGCUUGUUGUUGGGGUUUGGUUUGUUUGGCGACAUCAUGUACGAUUGUGAGAAGUUCAGAUGGAUGGGUGCAUCAAGAUUCAACAUAAUACCGGUUGGGACUGUGCUAAGACGCCGAGCUUUUGAUCUGGAAGUUGAAUAUCUUCCUGCUGGGGGAAAAGAAUGGCAGAAAAGUGAAGGAACCAUGUAUGGAGUAGAUACCUACGUGGUUUCAAGAGUUGCCAAGAAAGAGAAAAUGGUGCCACAUUUUGGAGAUGAUGCUAUGACUGUUUACCUAACCAGUAAAUGUAGCUUAAGUAAACAUGUUAAACAAUUGGCUCAAGUACAGGACCAUAAAGCUGGUUGUUUUGACCAUGAUUUCGUCCAACAACACCGAGUCGAUGGAUACAAGAUUCGUCUUACAAGAGCACUUUCAACCCAAAACGAUAACGGUGAAACAGUGUUAGAAGACAAGUACUAUGUUAAUUGUGAUGGAGAAGUAUUGACAUUGACUCAUCUAGAAAUAGAAGCUAGGUUCCAUAGAAAUGUUGUACAGUUGUUUGGACAAGCAACAAUAUAA
Molecule: messenger RNA, 1353 nt
Organism: Lottia gigantea (owl limpet)
Lineage: Eukaryota; Metazoa; Mollusca; Gastropoda; Lottiidae
Exons: 9
Coding region: 1-1353 (450 amino acids)
Molecular function (GO): kinase activity
Source: RefSeq, a predicted model, not a curated record